AUGAGACUACCUUGCAUGUCCCUCCUCCUCCUUCCCUUCCUCACCCUAUCCCUCGCAGCUCCCAACAGACGAGCAACAACAUGCAACGGUUCACCCCUCCUAUGCUCCCGCCAAUACAGCAACAUCACCUUCAUAGGAGCACACGACUCUUUCGCUCUCUCCCCCUCUCUCGCAGGCAAUCAGGACUACGACCUAACCCAGCAACUCACAGACGGUAUCCGGAUGCUGCAGAACCAGGCUCACUCCGCGAACAACACGAUCGAGCUCUGUCACACCUCUUGUUCCUUGCUAGACGGCGGCUCGCUCGCGAUUUAUUUAGGGAAACUCAAGGUUUGGCUAGACGCGAACCCCGGGGAGGUAGUCACCCUCCUGUUGGUAAACAACGACGACCUCCCCGUCUCCCAAUUCGGCGCGGUACUCCAGUCUGUGGGACUGGACACUGUCUCUUUCAACCCUGGGAAAGCGAGUUUGACACUUCAGGAAUGGCCCACUCUGGGGCAGAUGCUCGAUCAGGGGACGAGGCUGGUGACGUUCAUGGAUACGAACGCGGAUUUCCAGAGCGUGCCUUACAUUCUUGAUGAAUUCUCAAACAUGUGGGAAACAGCUUUCGACGUCACCACCACUUUUGACUGCGUCGUCAACCGCACCCAUGGGGAUCCCACAACCCAGCUCAGCACCAUAAACCAUUUUCUCGAUAUCGGCACCACGAUCGCAGGAAUAGGGAUAACGAUGCCCGACAAGCCUGCUCUCCCGCAAACGAACGCUGUUUCCGGCCCAAACUCACUCGGGGCCCAAGCACAGGAAUGCGUGGCUGAGAAUGGGAGAGCACCGAAUUUUUUGUUGGUGGAUUAUUAUGAGGUUGGGGGAGGGAGCGUUUUUGAAGUCGCGGCGGAGCUGAAUGGGAUCCCGUAUUCUCAGGGAGUUAUUGCUAGUGUUCCGGGGACGGCGGGCGGGACGGGGACGGGGGGGACGGGGACCGGGGGGACGGCAACAACGCUGGCGGGGGGGAGGGAGACGAGCCUGGGCGGGUUCCUGCCCCGUUAA
Messenger RNA from Dacryopinax primogenitus, 1044 nucleotides. RefSeq names its product PLC-like phosphodiesterase. Gene Ontology annotation, biological process: lipid metabolic process. Lineage: Eukaryota; Fungi; Basidiomycota; Dacrymycetes; Dacrymycetales; Dacrymycetaceae. The record is from RefSeq and is a predicted model, not a curated record. Gene Ontology annotation, molecular function: phosphoric diester hydrolase activity. The transcript is spliced from 4 exons. Bases 1 to 1044 code for a protein of 347 amino acids.